This is a messenger RNA of Tachysurus fulvidraco (yellow catfish), 2097 nucleotides long. RefSeq names its product N-terminal EF-hand calcium binding protein 3 (gene necab3). The transcript has 13 exons. NCBI's taxonomy places the organism in Eukaryota, Metazoa, Chordata, Actinopteri, Siluriformes, Bagridae. Gene Ontology annotation, cellular component: Golgi cis cisterna; endoplasmic reticulum; cytoplasm. Gene Ontology annotation, biological process: regulation of amyloid precursor protein biosynthetic process. The record is from RefSeq and is a predicted model, not a curated record. Gene Ontology annotation, molecular function: calcium ion binding. The coding region runs from base 168 to 1247 and encodes 359 amino acids.
UUCUUUAGCGUCAUUGGUUGAGGACGAGCGCAGGCUGGAGCAGGUUAGUGUACUGUAUCACCGAGCUGUGAAGCGAACAUCCGCAAAUCUGUUGUAGAUCUUACAAGCAAAAGGAUCCUGUCUAGUUUGAGUUCCUCUUGUUAGUCGUUCAGAAAGCACGGGAGAAGAUGCUGUCAUGCACGGAGAUGAUCACAAUGUGUCUUCAGUCAGCGAAGAGAGAAUAUCUCCGCUCUGAUCAUGAACAGCUGCAGCAGCACAAACACGGACUUAACACGUUUCACGACAUUUUCCGCCGUGCAGACAAAAACGAUGAUGGUAAGCUCUCCUUUGAGGAAUUCAAGGCUUACUUUUCUGAUGGGAUUCUAACGACUGAAGAGCUUCAGGAGCUGUUCUACUCAAUCGAUGGGCGGCAGACCAAUAACCUUGACACCGACAAGUUAUCAGAUUAUUUUUCUCAACAUCUUGGGGAGUAUCUAAAUGUCCUCUCAGCUCUAGAGAAGCUCAACGUUGCCAUCCUGAAAGCAAUGGACAAGACUAAAGAGGAGUAUCAGGGCUCGUCCGUGUUGGGGCAGUUUGUGACACGCUUUAUGUUGAGGGAGACGUCCAGUCAGCUGCUCUCUCUUCAGAUGUCUCUGCAGUGUGCCAUGGAGGCGGUGGAGGAGCAGAGCAGCCCUGCACCAGUUGAGGUGAAGGUGCCAGAGCAUCUCUCCCUACAGAAGAAUAACAGGAGGUGUGGCCGCAGAGUGCAGAAAAAUAUGUGCCUCUCUCCUACAGACCCAUAUUCUGGCAUCCUUACCACAGGUGUUACUGUGGAUACAGAUGACCACUGGUCCUCUCAGAUAAAUAGACUGCAACAGCUCAUUGACAAACUGGAGUGCCAGAGUCCAAAGUUGGAGCCGCUGAAAGAGGACCCGCUGGCCAGCACAUAUAAAUCAAACAUUCUGUUGGUGCAGAGGCAGAUGGCAGUGACAGAGGACAAUCUUGAGGAGUUUCAAAAGGCCCUGAAGAGCUACGCCGACUCCACCACCAACCAAAGUGACAACCUACAUGUGUCCAUCCAGAAGCUGCCUGAGAAGAGCUGCUACAUAAUAUAUGAGUUCUGGCAAGAUCGUAUAGCCUGGAUGAGUUAUCUGCAGUCUGAGGCAAGUAAAACUUUUCAGCGCUCUAUCAUAGAUAUGCUGGAGGAUCCUGAACUCGUCUCCACCAUGCUUUUGCCUGCAUCCUGGUGGAUUAUGACAAACAAUUAACCUCCAAAAUAUGCAGUAUGAAGACAGUAAACAAGAAAAAAAAACUGAAAAGAAAAAGAAAAAACGAGUAUAGAAUCUCAAAAUGACCCUGUGUGUAUGUGUCUUGCUGCUCCCUAGCUCAGACAAAAACAUUGUCUUCCUUCCACCUCACGGCUUCUUUUGUGUUCCUUUAUCAUUCCAAUCUGUAUGAAAAUGAUCAAACAAACCCAGGCAUGGUUCUAAUCUCUCUAGCAUGUAUAGAAAAUCAAAGUGACUUUUGCUUUAUGCAGAGGCUGUUGCCAGAUCUUUGAGAGCUUACAUGGCUUUGAGGUGGAAUCUUUGUACAGAUUAAGAAGGGCACUACUUUUUUCGCAUUUAAAACAAAUAUAUGUGUAAAUGGAAAGAAGCAGGUCACUAUUUGCUUUCACAACUUUAGAAUCAAUGUUUACUUUCUUGGAUACCAUAAAACAAAAAUAGCUGUUUGAGAUUGCAUGCUUAUGUGGUUGACUUAAACCAUUGUCCAUGCUUGCUUAAGGAUUUUUAAAGAUAAAACUGAACUGUGUGAUUGUGUGAAUAGAGUAGCCCAUAUUUGGAACUUGGCUGUUCUGCCUUGUUUUGCUCAGUCAUUACGCAAGUUCUACAAAUAAGAUAAGCUCUUAUUUUAAGUAUUUUUAGUAAGUAUUUUGGUUAAAGUAGUAUUCUCAUUUAACGGAGUCUAUUUUCUUUAUAUGUUUGAUGAAUAAGCAACUCUAUAUGUUGAUGUAGACUGUAUGUUAAGUGCUUGACCUAAGGUUGCUUGGAUUUAUUUAUUUAUUAAUUAGUAAUAUCUAUUGUAUUUAAGCAUAUGCACAACAAUAAAACUAAAAACAUG